GUCGAUAGCUCGCAGUCCCUACAUGGCUCGCGUCCGCACUAAUCAUACUUAAUCUAUAGAAUAAUUAAGCUUUUGUUAUGAAAUUCGCUUAUCUGCUGUGAUUUGAGAAUUUAACUUUAAUUUGUGUUUAGUGUAGAAUUAGUUUGUAUAUCGUGGACGUUGUUAGUGUAUGAUGAGAAUGAUGGGUGAAGGCGAGAUGGUGUAUGGCGACUAUUAUAGCAACUAUGAUAACAACUGGUCCAUCAUACCGCCGGACUAUGGCGCUGACCUGGGGUAUCAAGUGCGUCAGCCACCCAUAGAAGAAGACUACAAAUACAAUUCUUAUGCGUUGCUGGAUAGUAUGAAAAUGCCGGGACAGCGGCCAGGGUUCCAGAUCUCGGACAUAUUAGGGUUGAACGAGGGUAAAGGGUUGGAGCCAGCACCGGCGCCGGGUACCCUCGGUGGGUGCUCCUUGGAACUGCCACCAUACGCGCCUCCACACCACCCCUACUCACAUGAACUGCUGAGGCACCACCAACCCUGGCUGUCUCUAGACCAUCACGAUGGACACAAUAGCUGUGUUGUGGGUCAACAAGCGAGUCCAGAUAGCACAUCUCGUGCUUCGGAGCUCUCCUACGUGGGGCCACCAGCCUCUUCCCCGCCAGUGACGGACGUGCGUCACGAGCACGACCACGACCACGACGACGAACACGACAUCGACCACGACGAUGAGCACGACCACGAACCAACCGUGAACCCCGGCUCCGAAAGCCUCGCACACAAGAAACGCAAACGACGAGUACUAUUUUCGAAGGCACAAACUUACGAACUAGAGCGACGCUUCCGUCAGCAGAGGUAUCUGUCAGCUCCCGAGAGGGAACAUCUCGCUAGCUUGAUACGGCUGACACCGACACAGGUGAAGAUUUGGUUCCAGAACCACAGGUACAAGACUAAGAGGGCUGUUCAGGAGAAAGGGGCUCACGACUUGAAUGUAGGAGGUUUGAACUCUCCAAGGCGAGUAGCUGUACCGGUGCUGGUGAAAGAUGGUAGGCCAUGUGUUGGCAAACCUGAUGGUCUGCCACCGUUGGGGAUGUCACUACCACCGUACCAUCAGUCCAUGCAUCACCAGCCGCCAGUCAGUAGCCACGCUCCCCAGGGCGGCGGCUGCUGGUGGUGAAAUGUACCACCAAUACAAACUGAGUGUUAAGUGAUAUACUAGUCCAUGUGUCGCACUUUGCAAAAUUCGGUUUUCAUCGCAGUGUGUUCGUAACACGGUAACCUACAGCACCGUAAAAUAUUUUACCUAAUAAGUACAAAAUGCAUACUUGCAAUUUCUUUGUUUCCACUUGGAAACACGCUUUAUCUACUUUAUUUUCUUCAACUUUAAGUGAGUUUCUUGCAUUAUAAGCAACAAAAGUUUUAUAUUCUUUUAUUAACAUUUUAACAAACAAUAGCUAAGUACACCGAAUUUUACAAAUGCGGCUUUAAAAUUAUGAGCAGAUGUUUCGUAGUUGUCAUUAUGAAAUUGAUUGUUAAAAAUAUUGUUCAAUUGAAAUAGUAACUCGAAUACAAUGGAGUACAUAUAUUCGUACUUAGAUUGGAAAUUUUAAGGUAUCUGGAGUUCCUACUUAUUUGUAAUAUAAUUAUGUCUAAUAUUAAUGAGUCAAGGGAAAUUAUCGGCUGCGAUGUGUGAGCGCUCAUAGUGUAGGAGCUCUUGACUUGACUUCGGCGCUCUUACUAAGCGCUCAUUGUGAUCAUCAUGCAUUCCACUUUGAUUGGAGUUUGUAUAUUUGUGUAAAAACCUGUGUCACGUUUAGCUAAGGAAUUUUAUUAUAUGAGAAAUGACCAGAUUUUAUCAGAAUGCAAUAUCUAGUUGUAAGUUUCAGUAUUAUCAUAGUCGAAUAUGUCUAGUUGAUAGCUAUUUAUGUAUAUUCAAAUGAAAGUUUUAUAUUAUCGUACGUGUACACGUAUGGCUAUAGAAUUAGUUAAUGGUAAAUGUAUAUUGUGUAUAUACUUGUGUGGUUAGUUACCGAGAAUAUGAAGUAUUCCCAUGCGCUAUAGAGACUAUGUUAUCUAUGAUGUUAGUAGAAGAUAGUUAUAAGAAAUGCAUAUUCACUACUAUGUACUUAAUACAUAUUCUAACAUCCAAAAUGAAUUGUCACACAAUGUUUAAGAUUGUCCCUCCCAUCAUAGUUAGCCCGAUAUUGUAAAAAUGUGUUAUAUAUAAAUUAUUAUCAAAAUACGUAUUAAAAUGAU
Spodoptera litura is the source of this 2235-nucleotide messenger RNA. Its product is annotated as homeobox protein Nkx-2.2. Gene Ontology annotation, cellular component: nucleus. Gene Ontology annotation, molecular function: DNA-binding transcription factor activity, RNA polymerase II-specific; RNA polymerase II cis-regulatory region sequence-specific DNA binding. The record is from RefSeq and is a predicted model, not a curated record. Gene Ontology annotation, biological process: regulation of transcription by RNA polymerase II; cell differentiation. Lineage: Eukaryota; Metazoa; Arthropoda; Insecta; Lepidoptera; Noctuidae.